Messenger RNA from Tilletiaria anomala UBC 951, 1862 nucleotides. RefSeq lists its product as uncharacterized. NCBI's taxonomy places the organism in Eukaryota, Fungi, Basidiomycota, Exobasidiomycetes, Georgefischeriales, Tilletiariaceae. The record is from RefSeq and is a predicted model, not a curated record. The transcript has 2 exons. The annotation marks the transcript as partial. Gene Ontology annotation, molecular function: GTPase activity; GTP binding; microtubule binding. Gene Ontology annotation, cellular component: cytoplasm; membrane; microtubule.
UUGUUCGACAUGAACAUGGCCGUCCCUGAGGCAGAGUGCGUGUCCGAUACGCCGAUUGAGCUGCGCAUCUACAGCCCACACGUGCCGGAUCUCACGAUGAUCGACCUGCCAGGCUACGUGCAGUUGAGCAGCCUGGAUCAGCCAGAGGAGCUGCGCGAAAAGAUCGAGAACCUAUGUGAGAAAUACAUCAAAGGCCCCAACAUCAUCCUUGCGGUAUGUGCCGCGGACGUAGACUUGGCAAACAGCCCGGCGCUUCGGGCGAGCCGCAAGGUGGACCCGCUCGGGCUCCGGACGAUCGGCGUCGUCACCAAGAUGGACCUCGUACCACCGGAGGAAGGAGCUGCGAUCUUGCGCAACAAUAAGUAUCCACUAGCCCUCGGAUACGUCGGUGUCGUUUGCAAGAACACCGCGAGCAUCUUUGCGGGCCGUCACGACAAGGAGGGCGAGGGAAAGAUCAGCAGUGCCGUCUUGCGACAGGAGAUGGAUUUCUUCGAAGCCAAUCGUGAGCACUUCAAGGCUCCCGCGCGCGGACGGUAUGCUGGCGUCGAGCCGCUACUGGGCACGGACCAGCUCCGUCGCCGCCUCAUGGCCGUGCUAGAGGAGAACAUGGGCUCCAAUCUGCACACUAUCGCGAAUGCCGUCCAGCUCGAACUCGAGGAGGCCUCAUACCAGUUCAAAGUGCAGUACAACGAUCGGUCCAUCACGGCUGAGAGCUACGUCGCAGAGACGAUGGAUGCGCUCAAACAUCGCUUCAAGGAGUUUGCGGACUCGUUUGGCAAGCCUGAGGUCCGCUCACUUCUUAAGCAGGCACUUGAUGACAAAGUUAUGGACAUCCUCGCUCAGCUCUACUGGAGCGAUCCGCGCACACCCGAGCUGUCCAAGCUAGCAGACGACCGGAAGCUGACCCCAGAGGAGUUGGAUCGGUUCUGGCAGUACAAACUGGAUGCCUCGACUAGCGCGCUGACCAAGGCUGGUAUCGGACGCAUCAGCACGCAGCUGGUGGUUGAUGCGAUUCGAGCGCAGAUCGAGCAGCUUGCGCAGACAGAGCCGUUCAACCACCACCCAGGCACCGCAGAGCGCAUCCUUGGCUUUGGCGCUGCGAUUCUGCGCGAUCGCUUUGGCCUAACCGCCGACCAGGUCGAAAAUUGCGUCAAGCCGUUCAAGUACGAGGUCGAGGUCGAACCGCGCGAAUGGGAGAAUGGACGAAGUAGCUCGGUCAAACUGCUCGAACGUGAGCUGAAGAUGUGCGAGGAAGCGUCGAACCGAAUUAAUCGCGCGAUCGGUAAGAAGCGGCUCCGUGGGGCCAUGUCGUACCUGGAAGAGCUUGACGAGCGGGAUCGGCGGCGGGCGGCGGCGCGGUUGCGCGCCAUCAAAGAAGCAGGAGAUGCAACGAGAUCACCGCAGGAGAAGCAACAACAACAGCAGGACGAAGAGGAUCCGCUCCGGCCAGACUACAACCCUGCUCUCCUGUCACGCGCACGCGAAGCAAUGUUUCUACAGACGCGAUCCGAUGUGCUCAAGCUUCGGUUGAAAGCAUUGCAGACGAAACGCUGCAAAAUCGGCCCGGAGAGCAAGGUUUUCUGCCCAGAGGCGUUCCUCAACAUCGUCGCGGAUAAACUAACAUAUACGGCAGUCAUGUUCAUCAAUAUUGAGCUUCUCGCCGAAUUUUUCUACCAGUUCCCGCGAGAGAUUGACUCGCGGUUAGUGUACGAUCUGGACAAGAAGGAGCUCUCGGCAUUCGCAAAAGAGAACCCGGCUGUGCGCAAGCACCUGGAUCUGCAGGAUCGCAAGGAGAAGCUGGAGCUAGUGAUGGGCAAGCUGGACACCCUUGUCAAGCUUUACCAAGAAAAGCAGGCGCCCAA